This is a messenger RNA of Chelmon rostratus (copperband butterflyfish), 2343 nucleotides long. RefSeq names its product SEC22 homolog B, vesicle trafficking protein b (gene sec22bb). The record is from RefSeq and is a predicted model, not a curated record. NCBI's taxonomy places the organism in Eukaryota, Metazoa, Chordata, Actinopteri, Chaetodontiformes, Chaetodontidae. Gene Ontology annotation, molecular function: SNAP receptor activity. Gene Ontology annotation, cellular component: ER to Golgi transport vesicle membrane; SNARE complex; endoplasmic reticulum membrane. Gene Ontology annotation, biological process: endoplasmic reticulum to Golgi vesicle-mediated transport; vesicle fusion with Golgi apparatus; retrograde vesicle-mediated transport, Golgi to endoplasmic reticulum. Bases 117 to 764 code for a protein of 215 amino acids. The transcript has 5 exons.
GGCCAGCUCAGCGCAUCAGACCUGUGGUGUUGUCAGUUUGCAGCCUGUCAAACACUGGUAUCAGUUACCUGUAGCGUUUAGCGGGCUGCGGAGAAACACCCGGACAUUGCGGAGAGAUGGUGCUGCUGACGAUGAUCGCUCGGCUGGCUGACGGGCUGCCGUUAGCCGCCUCAAUGCAGGAGGACGAGCAGUUGGGUCGGGACCUUCAGCAGUAUCAGAGUCAAGCUAAGCAGCUCUUCAGGAAACUCAAUGAGCAGAGUCCCACGCGCUGCACUUUAGAGGCUGGUUCCAUGGCAUUUCACUAUUUUAUAGAGAAAGGUGUGUGCUACCUUGUGCUGUGUGAGGCUAGCUUUCCUAAGAAGCUGGCCUUUGCUUACCUAGAAGACCUGCAGGCAGAGUUUCAUGAGCAGCACGGAAAGAAGGUCCCCACAGUUUCCCGGCCCUACUCCUUCAUUGAAUUUGACACCUACAUCCAAAAAACCAAGAAGUCGUACAUUGACAGCCGAGCGAGAAGGAAUCUGGGCAGCAUCAACACAGAGCUCCAGGACGUGCAGAGGAUCAUGGUGGCUAACAUAGAGGAGGUGCUGCAGAGAGGAGAGGCUCUCUCUGCACUAGACUCCAAGGCCAGCAACUUGUCCAGCCUGUCAAAGAAGUACAGGAGCGACGCCAAGUAUCUGAACACCCGCUCCACCUAUGCCAAGCUGGCAGCCGGCGGUGUCUUUUUCAUCAUGCUCAUUGUCUAUGUGCGCUUCUGGUGGCUCUGAGACAGAACAGAGAAGAAGAGGAAGGAGGUAUUCGUGGAAAAUGAGCUGCACAGAACCUGCAGACACUAAGAAGCUGUCACCUUCGACUAAAAACAGAAUCCCUGCUCUUAAUAAGACUUUGCAGACAUACCACCGCCCAUUUUGUUCUCGCCUGUCCAUGGAUGUGUGAUCUGAAUAUAAAUGAUGUCACAACACAUAGUUUUAUUAUUGACAAUUACACAGUAAUCCGCUAGUAGUUGCCCUGGAGAUAGGUUAAGAGGAAAUGAGUGAUUGGCUGUGUGCGUGUGGGUUGAUUGCUUUUGUUUCUGAAGGCAAUUAAUGGUGAUUGGUUUUGAAGUGUGGGGGGAAAAUGAAGAGAAAAAGGAAUUUCCUGAAAUUUCCAAAGCUGUACUGUACUAUAACAGGACUGAUUUAAUCUUGUAUACUGUCUAAUAACACGGAAGAGAGCAACAAAAAACAUAACUUUAUUUAACCUGAGCACAUCAUAUGGGUAUCUGCGUUCAUUAGCAUUAUAAUCACAGUAGUAAUGGCUUGACAGGUACAACAGUUAAAAAUGUUAGGAAAACAUACCGUUCAUUCAGCAACAACAUUGCAAAAGUAAUUUAAGUAGAUUGUUUUUUCAAAAAUACUGUAUGGAAUACUUGCAAAAUGCCAUUUCACCUGUGUCUGAUUUAACAGAUGUUUCUGCCAUUAUGGGAUGUCAGUGACCCUACAAGGGACUGUACAAAAAUUAUUGGGAGGGUUGUCAGGAAAAGGGGAGGUUGAUUUGUUUUUGCUAAAGGGAAAGGAAAGGGAGAACAGGAGAGGGUCAUUUUGUUUUACUCACCCCAAAUUUAGAUUUCAGCCUUCCUUGUGAGAUAAAAUAGUCUCUAAACGUUUGUUAAGACCAACAAUCCUGUCAUGCUUUUGCAUUUUUCCCAUCGCAGUCAAUUAGCUAAUAGGACCAGUAUGUUAAUUAUGAGAAACACAAUAUAAAGUUUGAAGUAUCCUAUAAAGUUAGCCUGCAUUGUAAUUCAAGUUUAGCCUUUUAGUCACUGUCUCUUUAGUCUAAAAUAGAAAGUAGCUGUUCAUCAUUUUAUGUUGCCAUAUAUGAGGUAUUAAAGGCUAUUGUAUUGUAAUGUAUUAUUCCAAUAACAUAUUGAGGUUUAUUAUCGAUUUCAAAUCUGAUCCAUUUUAUUUAUGCAGGUUUUUUUUUCAAAGGAGACAGUCCAAAGAAAAUACACUGGGGAGGGCCAUGUUUUUAAAGAAAUGAAAUGUAAGAUCCCCCCUCCCCCAUAAAAAGCAUUUUUGUACAGUCCCUAACCUGACCUCAAUAAAGUGUGUCCACGUUCCCUUUAUGAUCUCUUCCACCGUGACUGUGUGGACCAGCACCUUUCUGUUCGCAGGUGUUUAAAAAAAAAAAAAAAAGGUGUCUGGUCCUGUUAUUUUGUAUAAAGUUUACACUUGUAGACUCAGUUUGAAAGUGGAUUCAGGCUGAGAGUCACAGGUGUGUUCGGCCGCCGCCGUCUGCUCACGGCUGGAAAAGAACACCGUCUCUUUCUCCGUUCUGUCUGCUCUCUAUGAAUAAAAUCAUUUGCAC